GGGCAGCCUGUACUGGAACAUCAAGUGUCAGCAGCAGCAGCAUCCUUGUCUGACAUGCGGUAUGGAGGAAUGUGGUCUGUGCAGGUUUUGAUACAAAAGGGAGUGUCAGCCACUAAGACUAAUAGGGAGAAGCAGAGGCAGUGUUCACACUUGCUGUUCUGCAAACCAGAUCAGACCUUGACAGACGUACAGCCAACAAUAUCGCAGGGAGGAAAAAAAUUGCACGCCGCAUUGUCCAAAGCAAGUUGCACCAUGGCAGAGAAACAAAAAAUCCAGCUUUUUGUCAAGGCCAGCGAUGACGGUGAAAGUAUUGGGAACUGUCCAUUCAGCCAAAGGCUAUUCAUGAUCCUCAUGCACAAAGGAUGCCCCUUUACCUUGACCACAGUGGACAUGAAGAGGGCACCGGAAGUCCUGAAAGACUUGGCCCCGGGGUCACAGCCACCGUUUCUUCUUUAUGAGAAUGAGGUCAAAACAGACACCAAUAAAAUUGAAGAGUUUCUGGAGGAGAACUUAGUGCCCCCAAGUUAUCCCAGUAUGACACCCAAAUACAAGGAAUCCACCUCAGCUGGGAAUGACGUUUUCCAUAAAUUCUCAGCCUACAUCAAGAAUCAAGUACCAGCCUUAGAAGACAAUCUGCAAAAGAAUUUGCUGCGCUCAUUCCUAGUCAUAGACCGUUACCUAAACACUCCACUGCAACAUGAGCUGGCCAAGGACCCCAAAAUGACCGAAUCCAAGAGGAAGUUCCUGGAUGGAGAUGAAUUGACACUACCAGACUGUAACCUUCUGCCCAAACUGAACAUCAUCAAUACUGUUUGCAGACACUAUCGCCGUUUCGAGAUCCCCAGUGAACUGAAAGGUUUAUCACGCUACCUGAACAAUGUAGCACAGCUAAAAACCUUCACUUACACCUGUCCUAACAAAGAUGAGAUUAUACUCUUUUAUCGGCCUGUGGUCAAACCAAUGCCACGCUGACGGCCUUCUAUCCAAAGGUUUGAACUCUUCACCGCUGCAUCCAGUAUGCACGUGCAGGAGUACCAUCACCGUCCCUUUGGCUACAAAGACUUUUGUGUUGCAAGAGCGCCCUCUACAGCUUUCAAUAUGCAAUGUCAAACAAGGGUAUAUAAAACACUGAACUGACCAGCCAAGCAAUGUUAAUUCCAAUGCCUUCCAUGGAGAUAAUACAA
This is a messenger RNA of Nanorana parkeri, 1184 nucleotides long. It is a transcript of the gene CLIC3, whose product is annotated as chloride intracellular channel 3. Lineage: Eukaryota; Metazoa; Chordata; Amphibia; Anura; Dicroglossidae. The transcript has 6 exons. The coding region runs from base 55 to 972 and encodes 305 amino acids. The record is from RefSeq and is a predicted model, not a curated record.